AUGGUAUCCAUCAAGAUUCUGGCCUUAUGGCAGAUUCUUUUCUCCUUUCUUUCUGUCUUUCUAACCCAAUCUUCACUCCAGCUUGCUUGGUUUUCCAAAACAGUGAUUUUGGCCUCUGCUGCCAGCACAGGAACAGUUGGUGAUCAAGCUGCAGCUGAUAACAGUGAGGCAAAUGCACUGUUGAAGUGGAAACACAGCUUUGAUAAUUACAGCCAAGAUCUCUUGUCAACUUGGACCGGUUCUGCUUCAUGCCAAUGGCAAGGAAUUCAGUGUGAUAAAUCCAUGUUUGUCUCCAGCAUAAAUCUUGCAAAUUAUGGACUUAUAGGUACACUUUCCACCCUCAACUUCUCCACUUUUCCCAACCUCCUCAUCCUAAACAUCUUUAACAACUCCUUUUAUGGAACCAUUCCCCCACAAAUUGGUAACAUGUCCAAAGUAAAUGUUUUGAAUCUUUCAACAAAUUAUUUCAACGGUUCAAUCCCUCAAGAAAUGUGGAGACUAAGAAGUUUACAAGGCCUUGAUCUUUACCAAUGUCAACUAAAUGGAGAGAUUCCUAAUUCCAUAGCAAACUUGUCCAACCUGUCAUAUCUAGAUUUAGGUGUGAACAAUUUUUCUGGCCACAUUCCACAAGAGAUUGAAAAGUUGUCCAAGUUAGAGUAUCUAGCUAUUAAACAUAAUGCUCUUUCUGGUUCCAUUCCUCCAGAAAUUUCAAUGUUGCAAAACCUCAGGAAAAUUGAUUUGUCAAGAAACUCGCUCUCUGGUGCUAUCCCUGAAACAAUAGGCAACCUUAGUAAUUUAAAUGAACUUCUCCUCUCUAAUAACUCUCUUCUAUCUGGGCCAAUCCCCUCCUCCUUGUGGACCAUGUCAAACUUGACCUUGCUUUUUCUGGAUAAGAAUAAUCUUUCUGGAUCAAUCCCUGCUUCCAUAGAAAACUUGGCCAAUUUAGUGACUCUUGGACUUGAUUACAACCACCUUUCCGGACCUAUUCCUUCCACAAUUGGAAACUUGACCAAGCUCACAGAGUUGUAUUUACGCUUUAACAAUCUUUCUGGAUCAAUUCCUCCCUCUAUUGGAAACUUGAUCAAUUUGAAAAUACUUAGUCUCCAAAGAAACAAUCUCUCCGGAAAAAUUCCUGCCACCAUUGGAAAUUUGAUAAACCUCACCAUUUUAGAAGUGUCCUUCAACAAGCUUAAUGGCAGCGUUUACCAAGUCCUGAAUAACAUCCGCAACUGGACUUUCUUGUUACUAGCUGAGAAUGAUUUCACAGGCCACCUACCACCUCAAAUUUGCUCUGCUGGGUCCCUAAGAUUCUUUAGUGCUCAUAGCAACCGUUUCAGCGGUCCAGUGGCAAUAAGCUUGAAGAACUGUCCUAGUAUUACUAGACUCAGGCUAGAAAGAAACCAAUUGGAAGGUGAUAUAGCACAAGGUUUUGGUGUAUAUCCAAAUUUGGAAUACAUUGAUUUGAGCGACAAUAAGUUGUAUGGCCAAAUUUCACCGAACUGGGGAAAGUGUCCGAAUCUUCUUACCUUGAGGAUGUCCAACAAUAACAUUUCUGGUGGUAUACCAGUAGAACUUGUUGAGGCAACCAACCUAGGAGAGCUUCAUCUUUCUUCUAACCACUUGAAUGGAAAGAUUCCAAAGGAAUUAGGGAAUAUAAAAUCGUUAAUUGAACUCAAGAUUAGCAACAACCAUCUUUCUGGAAACAUUCCUAAAGAAAUCGGAUCACUGCAAAUUCUUGAAGAAUUGGAUCUUGGAGAUAACCAGUUGAGUGGCACAAUACCAAUAGAAGUUGUGGAAUUGCCAAAGUUACGAAACUUGACAUUGAGCAAUAAUAAAAUAAACGGAAACAUUCCGUUGGAGUUUCGCCAAUUUCAGCCUCUUGAAUAUCUUGAUCUUAGUGGGAAUUUGUUGAGUGGAACCAUACCAAAACAGCUUGGAGAGGUGGGGAAACUGCAAUGGUUGAAUCUGUCUCACAAUAAUCUUUCUGGAAGCAUUCCAUCCAGUUUCGAUGGCAUUUCAAGUUUGACUUCGAUCAACAUAUCCUACAACCAGUUAGAAGGGCCACUUCCAGAAAAUCGAGCCUUUCUUAAUGCUUCAAUUGAAUCAUUAAAAAAUAACAGCGGCUUAUGUGGCAACGUCACUGGCUUAAUGCUUUGCCCAACCAACCACACUCAGAAGAGGCAAAAGGGCAUUCAACUAGCACUAUUCAUUAUCUUGGGUGCUCUUGUGCUAGUAUUAUGCGGGGUGUCAGUUUCAAUGUAUAUUCUCUGUCGAAAAGCAAGAAAGAAAGAUAACCAUGCUAAAGAAAAAGGACAGUCAGAAAAUGCACUGUUUGAAGAAUUGUUUUCCAUAUGGAGUCAUGGUGGAAAACUUAUGUUUGAAAAUAUCAUUGAAGCUACAGACAAUUUCAACGACAAAUAUCUCAUUGGACUUGGAGGGCAAGGAUCUGUUUACAAAGCUGAGAUGCCUACAGGCCAGGUUUUUGCGGUGAAGAAACUUCAUUUGGAUACAGAUGGAGAGAAACCCAAUUUUAAAGCUUUUGAAAAUGAAAUUCAAGCUUUGACCGAAAUCAGGCACCGUAACAUUGUAAAGCUCUGUGGAUUUUGUUCACAUUCACGGUUCUCAUUUUUGGUUUACAAUUUCUUGGAAGGGGGUAGCUUGGAUCAAAUUCUAAGCAAUGAGAAAAAAGCAGCUGCAUUUGACUGGGAAAUGAGGAUGAAUGUUGUUAAAGGUGUGGCCAAUGCUUUAUCCUACAUGCAUCAUGAUUGCUCACCUCCAAUAAUUCAUCGUGACAUAUCCAGCAAGAAUAUUCUUUUAGAUUCACAAUAUGAAGCUCAUGUCUCUGAUUUUGGGACAGCUAGGAUUCUGAAGCCUGGUUCACCCACUUGGACCACGUUUGCAGGCACCUUUGGGUACGCAGCUCCAGGUAGGAUCCCUUUUCCUGAUAUUUAG
Molecule: messenger RNA, 2952 nt
Organism: Sphenostylis stenocarpa
Lineage: Eukaryota; Viridiplantae; Streptophyta; Magnoliopsida; Fabales; Fabaceae
Source: the annotation of a GenBank genome assembly